Messenger RNA from Diorhabda sublineata, 576 nucleotides. RefSeq names its product tigger transposable element-derived protein 6-like. Gene Ontology annotation, molecular function: nucleic acid binding. The record is from RefSeq and is a predicted model, not a curated record. Bases 1 to 576 code for a protein of 191 amino acids. The transcript is spliced from 2 exons. NCBI's taxonomy places the organism in Eukaryota, Metazoa, Arthropoda, Insecta, Coleoptera, Chrysomelidae.
AUGGUUGGAUCGGAAAAGUUGAAGCCACUAUUAAUCGGUAAAUCUGCCAAACCAAGGUGUUUUAAAAACAUAAAAACUUUUCCUAUGACUUAUCGGGCCAACAAAAAGGCAUAUAUGACAGCUGAAUGGGUUAUUUCAGUUAAUCUUGACUUCCAAAGAAAAAAUAGAAAAAUUUUCUUAUUUUUAGACAAUUGUACUGCCCACAAUAACAUAUCCCCUCUAAGUAAUGUAAAGGAAGUAGUGAUGCAGCUUUUAGACAGUCUUGAGGAAGGGGUUGAAUACAAACUGACAUUGUUUUCUGCUCUGAAUAUAGCCGACAAAGCCUGGAAAAAUAUAAGAAACCCGACAAUAAAAAAUUGUUUUCGAACUUGUGGUUUUAUAAAGGAAGAGGAGCAGUCAAUCAUGGAACCAGAAGCACCGUUUGGAUGGGACCUAGUUACACAAAAUGAGGAAAAUCCCGUCACUUUUAAAGACAUCGUCCAUUUUGAUGAUGACAUUGCUGUAACAGGGAUGCUCACUGAAGAAGAGAUUUUAGCUCCAACAGAAGAAACGGAAGAAGAAGAUAAUGUCCUAUAA